AUGCUGCAACAUGAUGAUUUUUAUUUAUUUAUAUAUUAUAAAAAAAAGAAAAAUCAUCAUGCAAUUAAACAAUUUCAAGUCUUUAUUUUUCAAUGUCGCAGUUUAUUGGUUUUAAUUACACACGACUUUGUCUUUUUGUAUUUUGAGUGUAUUUGAGAUAUAUUACCGCAUUGUAUUGGUUUUAGUUUCCACAGUAACGUUGUUGUUUCGUAAGGUUUAAUUUUACAAAUUUAGUUGAUUGUUAUAUACACCUGUCUGUUUGUUUGUUUGUUUGUUUGUUGACAAAGGAAUAAGCAAGACUAAACAUUGUUGUGUGCAAAAUAAUUAAACCAAUAUUUUAUUAAAUAUUAAUUUAUACAUAUAUAUAUACAAGCAAGCAUGUCAAAUGACUCUUUGGGAAAUGGUGAUAUUCCAACACAUCAUUUAGUACAACAUGUUAAAAAUAUUAGAUCAAAUGACAAGUCUAAAAAAGCACCAGAUAUAGCAGCAAUUGAAAAUAAAAAUUGGCUUUUACAUCGUCAUUUUACACGACAUGAAUAUAAAUUAUCAAAAAAUUUAAUUGACAAGGAACUUGUAAACUCACAUGGACACAAUGAAUAUGCAAAUUAUUUAAAGGGUAUAAUAUUACGAAGAGAAGGAAAAGUUCAAGAAUCAUUGGAUGCAUUUCAAAAUAGUUACAAUGUCAAUCCAACAAAUGUCAAUAAUGUCAAACAAAUUGCAAAAUCAUUCCACAAACGAGCAAUCGAUGCAUAUCUUGAGGCUGAAAAAAUGUCAAAUAUUCCAGACUGGGAAAUUCAUCAUAGCCUUGGUGAGUGUUAUUUGAAAUUGAAUCAAAUUUACGAUGCUGAAUGUCAAUUUAAAAAAUCAACUGAAUUAACAAAAAAUUCAUUACCAUAUUUGUCAUUGGGUAGUCUUUAUAAAUCCAAUGAUAAAAUAAAUGAAGCUAUUCAAGUUUAUGAAAAUUCAUUAAAAGGUAGUCCAGAUAAUUUAGAAAUUGCUGAAGAACUUGGACUUGUUUAUCUUGAAAAUGGAGAUGUUCAUGAAGCUUUUCAACAAUUUGGUACAAUUUUAGCUCAUUCACCAGGAUGUGCACGCAUUAUUUUACCUCUGGCUUUUAUUAUUCAAAAUAAUGAUGAAUAUGAUGUUGCACUUUCAAAGUAUAAAUCAGCUGCUCAAACAAUAUCUGAAUCUUCAAGUUUAUGGAAUAAUAUUGGAAUGUGUUUUUUUGAUAAAAAAAAAUUUGUUGCUGCAAUCAGCUGCUUGAAAAGGGCACAUUAUCUAAAUCCAAUGGCACUAUUUCCGGCAUGUAAUUUGGGAAAAGUAUUGCUGACUACUGGACAACCAGCAUCAGCAGCAAUAUACUUGUGUGCUGCUAUUGCAGCUGCACCUAAAAAUCCAAUGCCAUAUUUGCUACUUGGUCUGGCUUUGAAAAAACUAGAUGAUCUUGAGGGAGCUGAAAAAGCACUAUCGAAAUCUCAUUCACUAACACCACAAGAUCCACUGGUUCUUAUUAAUUAUGCUGUUAUUCUUUAUGAAGUUGAAAAAUAUAAAGAUGCUCGGGAUAUUCUCUCUGCUUUACAGGACAUAACAACAAUAAUUAAUGUUGAAACUGAGAUUGUUCAAGUUGCUAAAAAUUUAUCAAGAAAACUUGAUGAUAAAUUAAAUUAUGAAGAAAAUAGAAUUCUCAUUGAAGAUGAAGUCUGAAUAUGUUAUUUUUAUUAUUUAUUUUCAAACUUUUACGUCGGAUUUAACAUGAAAUAUAUAUUAUAUUAUUAUAUAUUCAACUAUAUAUAUAUAUAAAUUGAGAUAAAUAUUUUUAUUAUUUUUAUUAUAAUAUAUUCUAUCCCUCUUUUUAUUUUAUUAAGUUUUUCCAACAAUUUCAUUUUAUUUCUAUGUGUGUGAGUGCUCGACAUUUUUCAAUUAUUUUUUCUUGAAUUUAUUUGCAAAGCAUGUUAUAUCCUCUUUAGUUUCGAGUUAAUUGAGAUUUGUUUUACUUUUUUUUUUUUAUUACCCUAUAUAUCCUAAAUAAAAAACAAUGUAAAUAAAUAUAAAUAUAAAUUAAUGGCAAUUCAAUGGGUAUAUAAUAUAUAUUCAAAUAUUUGAAAUAUGGAAAAUUUUAUUAAAAAAAACGAUAUUAUUUCAAGCGACGAGUGAUUAUCCAAAGUGAUUUGUCAAUGUCAUUUUGAAGAUGCUAGAACUAUAUAUAUAAGUGUAGCAUCAAAAUUAUGAUAAAAAAAAAUAAAAAAAUAAAUUAUAUUGAUGAUUGAUGUAAAAUUACUUUAUUUAAAAAUCAUCAUCGAUUUAAAAAUACUCGUGUGAGCUUUCACUUUAAUUGGUUAUCAUAUAUAUUUUUUUCUAAUAUAUUAAUCAUCAAGUAAAUUCACUUAGUCUU
Messenger RNA from Aphidius gifuensis, 2392 nucleotides. It is a transcript of the gene BBS4, whose product is annotated as Bardet-Biedl syndrome 4 protein. Gene Ontology annotation, molecular function: protein binding. NCBI's taxonomy places the organism in Eukaryota, Metazoa, Arthropoda, Insecta, Hymenoptera, Braconidae. Gene Ontology annotation, biological process: protein localization to cilium; cilium assembly. The record is from RefSeq and is a predicted model, not a curated record. The coding region runs from base 379 to 1704 and encodes 441 amino acids. The transcript has 10 exons. Gene Ontology annotation, cellular component: ciliary basal body.